Messenger RNA from Macadamia integrifolia, 1306 nucleotides. RefSeq lists its product as uncharacterized. Bases 263 to 862 code for a protein of 199 amino acids. The record is from RefSeq and is a predicted model, not a curated record. Gene Ontology annotation, molecular function: zinc ion binding. Lineage: Eukaryota; Viridiplantae; Streptophyta; Magnoliopsida; Proteales; Proteaceae. The transcript has 2 exons.
UUGAAGUCAUUAUUUUGGGCUGCAUCAAGGGCUUACAAAGAAAUUGAAUUUAAAGAGGCAUUGUCUGAGAUUAAGAGCAUUAGAAAGGACGCACAUGAUUGGUUGAGUGCAAAUCCUCCCAAUUCAUGGUCUAGAUGGGAAUUUGAUCAUAGAGCAAAGAGUAACCAUAUCACCAACAAUAUGGCAGUCCUUCAAUAAUUGUAUAGGACCAUAUAGAGACAAACCAAUUUUAUAUCUCAUCGACCAACUAUGGAUUUUAUUGAUGGAAAAAUUACACAAGAGGUUUGAGCAAGCAUGUUCGUAUAAGGGGAGCUUGACACCAAAUAUUAAGAAGAAAUUGGAUGUCAUCUACCAGCAGUCAAGAUCAUGUGUGGCAUUAUCUGUAGGUUACAAUGAGUUUGAGGUGAAUGAUGGGUCUUCGAGGUUUGUGGUCAACUUGAAUAUAAGGAAAUGUGGGUGUCAAGUGUGGGAAGCAACUGGGCUACCAUGUAAACAUGCAACUUGUUGUAUUGCGUACAAGAGGGAAAGAGUUGAAGAUUAUUGUGAUAGUUUUUACUCCCUUGGUAAAUAUAUGCGAGCAUAUGAAAACAUGAUGCAUCCACUUCCUAAUAUUUCAGAGUUGGAGGAUACUAGUAUUAUGGGUGUGGUAGAGCCACCACCUUUGAGAAGGCAACCAGGGAGACCCAAAAAAGUUAGAAAAAGAGAGGUUGGUGAACCAGCUACUGGGGAGUAUAGGAAGAAGUCUUCUUCAGUAAUAUGUCAAAGAUGCAAGCUUGAGGGUCAUAAUAGGACAUCAUGUAUGAGUGGUGCCGUUAGAAGGAAGAGGAAACGAACAUCUAAACAGAACAUAAUCAAAAUAUAGUGGGCACUCAAACUAAUGUCAAUGUUUCUCAAAGGACUAGAUCACAUAAUGAAGCAACGAACCAAAUGGAUAGUGUUCAAGCAAAGAGAAGAGCAAAAAUGGUAGCAACUCAUGCAAGGCGACAUGAAAAGGAAGCAAUGAAGUUGCAAAUCAAGGAUUAAUUUUGGAUAGUGAGCUAUUAUUUUAGGUUAUAUAACAAUGAAUUUCUUUUUGUGGGCUUAGUUUUAUGUAUUUGGUGGAUGAAUUGAAAUUGGAUGUAGAUGCUACUUCAGUUCGUUUUUUUGGAGGACAGACAUAUGCUUUUGUUUUGGAUGUAGAUGCUACUAUAGUUUGUUUGUUUGGAGAGCAGACACAUGCUUCUAUUUUGGAUGGAGAUGCUACUUUCUUUACUUGGCAUCCCUAUUAUAUUGUACAGUCAAUUGAUUUUUUGAUAUCCUACUAGUA